Messenger RNA from Cephus cinctus (wheat stem sawfly), 5880 nucleotides. It is a transcript of the gene Tps1, whose product is annotated as alpha,alpha-trehalose-phosphate synthase [UDP-forming]. The record is from RefSeq and is a predicted model, not a curated record. Gene Ontology annotation, molecular function: catalytic activity. Gene Ontology annotation, cellular component: alpha,alpha-trehalose-phosphate synthase complex (UDP-forming); cytosol. The transcript is spliced from 11 exons. Gene Ontology annotation, biological process: trehalose biosynthetic process. Lineage: Eukaryota; Metazoa; Arthropoda; Insecta; Hymenoptera; Cephidae. The coding region runs from base 357 to 2858 and encodes 833 amino acids.
GCAAUAUAAUACGGCAGAAAAAUGAUUCAGUCUGUUACACGUCGGGCGCGUGCCUUGGCGGUUAAUUCGUGCGACAGCAAAGCGUCAGUGCGCGUGUUUAAAAUCGCAAAAAAAUUAACUAAAUCUUAUCGCAUUUUUAUAGUCGAGAAAUCACAGUAGUUGUGCGACUUCUUGACUCUGUAUUCUUGUAAACACGAGGAGGCACACACUUCCUCGUCACAGGGGAGUAUGAAUAUGACUUUAUGCGUAUGCAUAUAACAAUCACAUAAGUACUCGAUCAAAAACACAUUGCAUAACUGCAGGAUAUUUUACGUAUGCCAUACCGUCUCGGUAACAUCUUGCUGAAAUAAUUAAUAAUGCUUUCAUCGGAAUAUACAAAACCGAUACCCAAGCCACGUGAAGACUGCGCCGGUUUCAAUACAACUUCAUCAGUGGGAAAUGAGCCUGGGAGCUUCACCUCGAACGGCAGCAUGAUCGUCGUGAGCAACAGGUUGCCGUUUGUCCUCAAGAGGAAUGAGACGACCGGGCAGCUGGAGCGCAAGGCCAGCGCCGGAGGUCUUGUCACAGCCGUAGCUCCAGUCGUAAUAAACGGAAAUGGAGUAUGGGUAGGAUGGCCUGGUAUGCAUAUGGAAAAUCCGAACGAACCGAUUCCUGAAUCCGAUCCGAACGAUCGUACCCCGACUGCCGGUCUUCUCUCGCGCAAGGUUGUUGCUGUACACGUUGAACCGGCUAUAUUUGAUUCGUACUACAAUGGGUGCUGCAAUGGUACUUUCUGGCCUCUUUUUCACUCUAUGCCUGAUCGUGCGACUUUCAUUGCUGAACAUUGGCGUGCUUACACAACUGUCAACGAGGAAUUUGCUGCCAAGACUGUCGGCGCCCUGGAGCUGAUCCAUAAGGAACAGGAGGGUCAAACUAAUGGGACACCGUUGGUCUGGAUUCAUGAUUAUCAUCUUAUGCUGGCAGCUAAUUGGAUAAGGCAAGCUGCCGAUGAGAAGAAUCUGAGGUUAAAGCUUGGAUUCUUCCUUCAUAUCCCUUUCCCACCAUGGGACAUCUUCAGAUUGUUCCCUUGGGCUGAUGAAAUUCUUCAGGGUAUGCUUGGCUGCGACAUGGUUGGCUUCCAUAUUCAGGAUUAUUGCCUGAACUUCGUCGACUGCUGUCAGAGAUGCUUAGGGUGCAGAGUCGACCGGAAGAACCUUCUGGUGGAACAUGGUGGACGUACCGUACGUGUCAGGCCACUUCCUAUUGGUAUUCCUUUCGACAGAUUUGUCUCGUUGGCUGAGAGCGCACCUAGAGUUAUGUUAACUAAUCAGAAGAUUGUACUGGGCGUUGAUCGUCUUGAUUAUACCAAAGGAUUGGUCCAUAGACUAAAAGCUUUUGAGAUGCUGCUAGAAAAACAUCCGGAACAUCGUGAACAAGUCACUAUGCUGCAAAUUGCAGUCCCCUCUCGUACGGACGUGCGCGAAUACCAGGACUUGAAGCUUGAGAUGGAUCAGCUCAUCGGUUGUAUAAACGGUCGUUUCACGACCCCAAAUUGGUCUCCUAUCAGAUACAUUUAUGGCUGCGUAAGUCAGGACGAACUGGCAGCUUUCUAUAGAGACGCAGCCGUUGCGCUGGUAACUCCUCUUCGUGACGGUAUGAAUCUCGUCGCCAAGGAAUUCGUCGCUUGUCAGAUAAACAACCCACCGGGUGUUUUGAUCGUUUCGCCCUUUGCUGGAGCUGGUGAGAUGAUGCACGAAGCACUGAUCUGCAAUCCUUAUGAGAUCGACGAAGCUGCUGAGGUCAUCCACAGAGCACUGACUAUGCCCGAAGACGAACGAACACUUAGGAUGAAUCACUUGCGUCGUCGCGAAAGGAUCUACGAUGUCAACUACUGGAUGAAGUCAUUCCUCCAGGUGAUGGGAUCUUUGGAAGAGCGUGACUCUGUUGGUGCAACGACAAUGCAGCCAGUAACGAUGGAUGACUUUGAUGAUUAUUUGAGCAAGUCCCCUAGGUAUAUCGGCGAUAAUCACAAGCUGGCACUGCUGCUGGAUUACGAUGGCACCCUGGCACCUAUCGCGACCCAUCCCGACCUGGCAAUUCUCCCGUUGGAGACAAAGAAUGUCUUGCAAAGGUUGUCCAAUAUGUCCGAUGUCUACAUAGCUAUUAUAUCAGGCAGAAAUGUAAACAAUGUCAAGUCUAUGGUCGGAAUUGAUGGCAUAACUUAUGCUGGUAAUCAUGGUCUUGAAAUUCUUCAUCCUGACGGGAGUAAAUUCGUCCACCCAAUGCCUGCCGAGUUCGAAGACAAGGUAGCCGGUUUGAUGCAAGCUUUACAGGAUCAGCUCUGCAAAGAUGGUGCCUGGGUUGAGAAUAAGGGAGCCUUGCUGACCUUCCAUUAUCGCGAAACCCCAAUGGAGGGGAGACCGGAAAUGGUUGAGCAAGCUAAGAAACUUAUUGAAGAGACCGGCUUCAAGGCUUGCGCAGCUCAUUGUGCUCUGGAAGCAAAACCACCAGUAGAAUGGAACAAAGGUCGCGCUUCUAUUUACAUCCUGCGCACAGCUUUUGGUCUGGACUGGAGUGAACGCAUCAGAAUCAUUUACGCCGGUGACGAUGUCACGGAUGAAGAUGCCAUGAAGGCACUGAAAGGUAUGGCAGCAACAUUCCGUGUAGCUUCAUCUCACAUAAUUCGCACAUCGGCUGAACGUCGCUUACCAAGUACGGAUUCCGUGCUGACGAUGCUGAAGUGGGUGGAGAGGCAUUUAAGCAGACGCAAGCCCCGCCAGAAUUCCGAGAAAUCAACCAGAUUCCGUCGUAGCAGCGGAGGCAUCACCAUGGAGAUGUCCUUCCCGCAACAAUCAUUCAAGCAAACCCUGGAAUCUUAGACAUUUAUCGAUCAACUGAAGCACUCAUUAUUCUUGUAAAAUAAGGAAGUAGAGGGAUGAGUACAUAGGAUGAAGAAUAAGGAAAAGAAAAAAGUACGAAGCUGAAGUCAAAAUUGAGAUAGAAGGUGAGAGGCAUCUCGCGGACCUCAUUUUGGAAAUAAUUAAAGUUUCUGACAGCUCGAGGUGCUUCCAAAAUGCAAUACAAGAAGCAACAACUGGAAAACUCCUAAUAACUUCUACAAAUUAACGAUAAGCUAUAGCCCUCGCUGUUGAAGAUUUUCACACACAAUGGAAUCUCCUUGAUCUGUCAAUUAUCUUUUUUUUCUUCUUCUACGGAUAAUUUUUGUUAUUCGAAUUUGCCAUUGUCGACUGGGUUACACAAACAAGCACAGAGUGAUAGUACUCGGGAAAAUGCUAAUCAUUGGUAAUAAUUAAUGUAACGCAGCAUUCACGUGUAAGUCAUGACAGUGUGGUUUAAAUUAUUGUCACAGUGUCGUUGUUGUCAUUUGUUGCAUUUGAUAUUGAAAAGAACAGAAUUGAUGUUAACUUCCUACAAUAAUGACGUACGAACUUAAUGACGACAAACUAGUACUCUGUCGCCUGGUUUUCUAGUAUUUAGAGAGACCUUAGUAGUAAGUUCCUGCCGCUCAAAACUGUUAUUGGUAUGAAGGCGGGCAAAGAAACAUAAAAUUACACAUGGAUGAAUAUAAUAGUCUAGAAGUAUAAACGAGCAGGAAAACGUAGAGAUUAUGUAUUGAUCAUUCAGAUAGUUAGACGGAAGCAAGAAUUUCGCACCUAGAAAGUAGCGCUUAUUCAGGAAAGAGAUACCGAAAAUCGUAUGCGUUUUUUUUUUCAUUUUUUAUGCACGACCGUUAUACAUAUAUUUUUCGUCUCUUUCGUUUCUUUUCUCGAUUUCAAACUCCGUCGUGAAAUUAACUUUGAAGCACUGUACCAAUUAUAAUUCUCAUCUCGCGCAAUACAAGAUAACGUAGUAAUAACGAUGAUCUUAAGGGUAAGUGACAAUUAAAGAUUAAAGAAGUAAUUCGACGUAGAACCAAGGGGGAGACAAAUGAAUGCAUAGAUGGCUACGAGCAACGUAAACACUAAACACAAAGAAAUAGAAAAAAAAGAGCAAAAUUGAAUAAUAUAUUUUCGUCUAGAAUAGUUGAAGAGAUUCCGAUAGUUUUUACACGUUUCUAAAUGUAGAUUAAUGAAUAAGUGGUUUGGUCGUUUCCAUUGAAUAGUUUCCCUAUUUUUUAAUUUUUUUUUUUUUAAUGACCCUUCCUAUAACCUUUACUAGCCUAUUAUAUGUAUAACGUAAAAGAGGACGUGGACUAUCAAAGAACAAGUUUUAAUUAAUUACUCUUUUUUUUUUGUGAAGAAAUUUUGUAAAACCUUGGCUGAUGCGAUGUUUUUAAGUCGUAAAUAGCCCACUGUGUUUCGCCAUUUUCCUUUCCGAGGAUGCAAUCAGUUCAGUGAGAAACCAGCCACGUUCCGAGUGGUUGUAAAUUUUUAGUGAGAACGACUGUUGUAGCGAUAAAUGUUCAAACACACAUAUUCCAGAGAAUCGACUGAAACGAAAAUUUUGUACGCUUCAUUUUGUACAUAAAACAAUAGCAAAAGUAAAAUUCACAUGUGUCUAUGCAUACCAAGGUUAAUUAAUUAAAUUAAAAGUUAAUUGAUUAAUUAAUUAAUUCUUAACGAGAGGAUUAAAAACCCGAAUAUACAUCCACACAGCAGACAUAUGUACAUUACACUACGCACGCAAGCUAUAUCCAUUAACACGUCUGAUGAAGAUUCGCAUAUAUGUAUAGGCCAUGUGUAUCUAUUUUAUGAAAACUAGAAACGAAUCAAUGAGGACCGUUUAUAAUCCUUAUAAAGCAAGACUCAACAAUACAGACGGUAUACGUAAUUUUUUUUGAAAGUUGCAGACAAAAAAAAGAUUUCACAAAAUUUAGUAUUUUUCCAUUCUUAUUUUGAGAGUCGAAGUCGCAACCUUCUUUUGAAGAACUCAUAUUUCGUCAAGAGGCUUCUUCAUUGAAAAGUAUCGUUGAAAGUAGAAUAAGUCAUUGGGUGUAUAGAGUCACGUCUAAUAAUAUUCAAAGGAAUUAUUUAUAUAUGUCUUUAUCUGUACGCCAUUGUAGCAUCUUUUGAUUUUCGACUUACAAUGCCACACAGAAAAGGAGUUGUUUGUUCGCGUACAAAAUGUAACAAGAAACUACUUAACCACAAUUAUUCGUACCAUCGUUAAUAAUUCUUUUGUUUUUAUAAUCAACUUCUUGUUCUCUUUACUUUCACUUGGAUCCUCUAUUGUUAGUCCAUCUUCUCCAUUUUCUUUCUACCUAGCCCACAGCCCUUUCCCAACGGCCUAUUCAAACUUUUUCUUUCUCUCUAUUUCUCUGCCCCUUUUUAUUCAUUUAAGCUCACCGUUAUUUAAUAUACUUUAGGACGACUGUAUGGCAGUUAAGUUUUUCUUAGGGCUUAAUUAGUAUUUCGAAAGCCACACACGUCAGAGGAGAGAGUACCCAUAAUCUGUAAUCUCGUAUUUUCUUUUUUGGUAUUUAUUAGUCAAUUAUCAAUCACUAGUCAAUAAAAUGAAUGGACGAUAGAACAAAAUAAAGGAGGACAGAAGGAACGACCAAGCGAUUAAGGAAAACAAAAAAUCCAUAUCGAUCCAUCAACUGGCACCGGAAGUACGUACCAUGUAUAACUUGAAUCGCGAAAGUAUAUUACCUUAUGUGUGCGUAUAUGUAUAUAUAUGUAUACUUGAACUUAUUUUUAUAUGUGUGUAUAUAUAUAUACAUGUGUACAUAUAGAGUCUUAAAACGUUGCCUUAUCAAGAUCCCUAUAUAAACUAUUCAUGUUUUGUAUGAGUACUUAGUUUUUACUUGGUAUAUAUUGUAAAUGCGUUUAUACACCGGUUAACCAAUUGUAACCUGCUCCAAUGAUUGUAAGGAAAGGAAAAAAGAUGAAAAAAUUCUUUACGAUGUUACCAUAUUACACAUAUUUUUUAGUUGUCAAA